UAGGUCAGAUUCAAAACCACGAUAAUUGAGAAAGAGAAGAGGGAAGAAGGAGAAGCAUAAAGAAGGAAUCUUUUUCAUUCUGUAGUAGCCUCUCUCCCUCAUUUCUCUCUUUUUCUGUUUUAUGAAAAAGCCGCAUCCUUUCUUUCAUUCUCCUUCUUUAUGGCUUUGUUGUUUCAAAAGAACUUCGAUAUUGAAAGUAUCAAUUUUUCUGUCUCGGUCAGUAGAUGUUGAUCUCUCUCUCUCCCCCUGUAGAUCUAUCUGCUGAAACAAAAGCAGAUAGUAUUGAAGAGAUAUUUGAGAGAGAGAGAUCUGCGCUUGGGAAGAAAGAGGCAAAUCUAUCUGCUUUUACAAAAACAUGGUUAGAACUUUACUACUACGAAGAAGAUCUAGAAGAGGAUCUAACAAGUACCCAUUUGCAGAAAAAUGGAGAAUUCAUCAGGGAGAAAAGAAACCUAGUAUUUCACUUUUCACGACAAGACCCCAGCAGCCAAAUCCCCGAAGAAAUUUUCAAGAGGCUGUGGUGGUUCAUGGAUUGGAGAUAUUCAUCAUGUAUAGUACAGACACUUAAAACUCAUUGCUUGGAUACAAAACGUUCAAUAUCAGGCUAUUGCAUUUUCUUUAGACAAUCUCUUAUCUUCUGGAAAUCCAAGAAACAACAAAUAGUGUCACGAUCUUCAAUCAAAGCAGACUAUCGAGCUAUGGCAAAUGCAACAUGUGAAUUCAUUUGGUUUCAUUGCAUCCUUCGCGACUUCAGCCUCGAGGCUUACGCCUCACUUGCAUAGCACACUAUGAGAUUUUUCAUGAAGAGCAUAAUUCCCCAUGGGGGUUUUCGCAAAUACUAUUCUCAUCGGAAGAAGAAGCAUCUUGAGGUGUAUCAUACUUGUUUGGAAGGUUUAGUGCAUAUUCGAGCUCGCUUAGCUGUAGCUGCCUAUCCUGGCAAACAGGUGAAUGCACGCAUUAUUGGUGUAGCGGUGGAUUAUGAUUCUCGAAAAUCAAGAUUUUUCAGCGAUGUGGUUCAAUUUCAGCAUGGUGCGGGAAACAUUCCCAUGGUCUUAGAAGUGGGGAUAUGUGGUAUGGAGCUUGGCCAUGUAAGAGACAUCAGGCUCACAUAUUCUAGACUGAAGAAUGGUGGUACUACUGUCAAGUAUGAAAAAGAAGCUACCAUGAGAUAUUUUCUUGGAAAUCAUUACGAAAAAAUUCAAAGAAUUCAACGCAGACGCAAAAUUCGAUAUGUGAAGUACUACGUUAAGGUGAUUAGUUUGCGGUGAUAUCCAAACAAUUGGCUGAAGAAAGACUUUAAACUUCUCCUUUAUUGACUUGUUUUGGCCUGUCCAUUAUUUUCUAUUCAUUAGAGAUAUAUGUGUUUGACUUUGACUUGAACUUUGAUCACACCAUAGCUCAAAGUGAAUCUUCCAUAUCAUUUGCUUGUGUUAUCAAACAAUUUCACCUAUUAUGUCUCCGUAAAACAACCAAUGAAUCCUUACUUGUCUAUAUUUGUCUAAACUUGUAAAACAAAUGAGUAACUUGUAUCCAUUAAUAAAAAAUACUCUCGUAUUAUAUUUUAUUAAAA
Cannabis sativa is the source of this 1570-nucleotide messenger RNA. RefSeq lists its product as uncharacterized. The coding region runs from base 789 to 1268 and encodes 159 amino acids. The transcript is spliced from 7 exons. The record is from RefSeq and is a predicted model, not a curated record. Lineage: Eukaryota; Viridiplantae; Streptophyta; Magnoliopsida; Rosales; Cannabaceae.